Lacerta agilis (Sand lizard) is the source of this 593-nucleotide messenger RNA. It is a transcript of the gene NPVF, whose product is annotated as neuropeptide VF precursor. The transcript has 3 exons. The record is from RefSeq and is a predicted model, not a curated record. The coding region runs from base 64 to 447 and encodes 127 amino acids. Gene Ontology annotation, biological process: neuropeptide signaling pathway; negative regulation of gonadotropin secretion. Gene Ontology annotation, molecular function: signaling receptor binding. Lineage: Eukaryota; Metazoa; Chordata; Lepidosauria; Squamata; Lacertidae.
GAGACUCUUCCAAGCAGCUGCUUUCCUUGCCUUCCCCCUUCAGGAGAACCAGGUUCGGCUGCCAUGGCCGUGUGGGUCCUUUUGCUGCUGAUGGUCUCAGAUCAAGCCUCAAAGACCUUCUGCCGUGAUGAAUCGGUAAUGACCAGCUUGCAGAGCAGAGAAGAAUACAGUGAUGAUAACUAUUCUGAGUCUAGUGAAGACAUCAUAGAAGAAAAUAAGAGAAGCCUGAGCCUUGAAGAACUGGAGAGGGUGAAGAACAUCAUUAAGAUGAGCACACCCACCACGAAGAAGGUGCCCAACCCACCUGUGAAUUUGCCACUGAGGUUUGGCAGAAACAUUCAGGAAGAGAGAAGCAUCAAGCCUGCAGCAAACCUACCUCUCCGGUUUGGAAGGGCCUCUGCCAGAAGCCUUGCUCGGCACACCUAUGAUGAAGUCCAAAACAGCUGAAGGGCACCAGGUCAUAGAAAGCUGCUCUGUGUGUUAUUCAUUCAAUAAACAACUUCUAAUCCCAACCUCAUUACCAAUCUGAAUUGAUGUAAUAAUAUACUGUUAUGAAUUUGCCAGGUCAAUGUGAAUAAAAUAUUCCCUGGAAG